Molecule: messenger RNA, 876 nt
Organism: Dovyalis caffra
Lineage: Eukaryota; Viridiplantae; Streptophyta; Magnoliopsida; Malpighiales; Salicaceae
Source: the annotation of a GenBank genome assembly
AUGGCAAACGAUUCAUACGAGGAUGCCAUUGCAGGACUGAGCAAGCUUCUCAGUGAAAAAGCUGACCUCGGGAGCGUAGCCGCCGCAAAGAUCAAGCAGAUAACGACCGAGUUAGAGGCGGUCGAUUCGAAGAAAUUUGACCCGGUCGAGCGUAUAAAAACCGGAUUUGUCCACUUCAAGACGGAGAAAUAUCAGUGCGGUGAUAAGCACAUAAGCAGCCGCUGUUUAUGUGCUGUGGCUGAAAUUGCUUUAUCUUGGCCUGAAAAUGGGCUGCUUUCACAGAUCGCCUUGAAAAGGAAGAAUCCAGACUUGUACGGUGCCCUUGCUAAAGGCCAGAGUCCAAAGUUUAUGGUGUUCGCGUGCUCUGAUUCGCGGGUUUGCCCUUCCCACAUCCUCAAUUUUCAACCAGGGGAGGCCUUUAUGGUGCGAAACAUCGCCAACAUGGUCCCACCUUAUGACCAGACAAAAUAUUCUGGUGUGGGGGCAGCCAUUGAGUAUGCUGUGUUGCAUUUGAAGGUGGAAAACAUUGUAGUCAUUGGUCACAGCUGUUGUGGUGGUAUAAAGGGUCUCAUGUCUAUCCCAGAUGACGGGUCCACUGCUAGGUUGGCUGUUCAGAGUAUCAAGUUGGUUAUUUGGGAUGUUCCUGCUCAGAGCUUGUUUAUUGGUUUGUUCGGGGGUACACAACCCAUCCUAAAGUUCCUUUUAGCUUCUGAGGCUGUCAAUGUAUCACUGGGAAACCUACUGACAUAUCCAUUUGUGAGAGAGGCCGUGGUGAAUAAUACUGUAUCGCUGAAGGGUGCACACUACGAUUUUGUCAAGGGAACCUUCGAGCUAUGGGAUCUGGAUUUCACAAUUUCACCGUCCAUUGCUGUCUGA